This is a messenger RNA of Vicugna pacos (alpaca), 1322 nucleotides long. The record is from RefSeq and is a predicted model, not a curated record. NCBI's taxonomy places the organism in Eukaryota, Metazoa, Chordata, Mammalia, Artiodactyla, Camelidae.
GUGUCAGUAAUUAACACUGUGGAUACUUCACAUGAGGACAUGAUUCAUGAUGCCCAGAUGGACUACUACGGCACCCGCCUGGCAACCUGCUCGUCCGACAGGUCCGUGAAAAUCUUUGACGUGCGCAAUGGAGGCCAGAUCCUCAUCGCCGACCUCAGAGGUCAUGAGGGUCCUGUGUGGCAGGUGGCCUGGGCCCACCCCAUGUACGGCAACAUCCUGGCAUCCUGCUCCUACGACCGGAAGGUCAUUAUCUGGAAAGAGGAAAAUGGCACCUGGGAGAAGACGCACGAGCACACGGGACACGACUCCUCAGUAAACUCUGUGUGCUGGGCCCCCCAUGACUACGGCCUGAUCCUGGCCUGUGGGAGCUCGGAUGGCGCCAUCUCCCUGCUCACCUACACCGGGCUGGGCCAGUGGGAAGUGAAGAAGAUCAACAAUGCUCACACUAUUGGCUGCAAUGCUGUCAGCUGGGCCCCUGCCGUCGUUCCUGGAAGCCUCAUAGACCAGCCAUCCGGGCAGAAGCCCAACUACAUCAAGAAGUUUGCCUCAGGCGGCUGUGACAACCUCAUCAAACUGUGGAAGGAGGAGGAGGACGGCCAGUGGAAGGAAGAGCAGAAGUUGGAAGCACACAGUGACUGGGUUCGAGACGUGGCCUGGGCCCCCUCCAUCGGCCUGCCUACCAGCACCAUCGCCAGCUGCUCCCAGGAUGGUCGAGUGUUCAUUUGGACCUGUGACGAUGCCUCGGGCAAUACAUGGUCCCCCAAACUGCUGCACAAGUUCAAUGAUGUUGUAUGGCACGUGAGCUGGUCCAUCACAGCCAACAUCCUGGCCGUCUCAGGCGGAGACAAUAAGGUGCACCUGUGCCCCACAUGCCUUGUUGGGACAGAGCCCCUGGCUUCGCUCUGGGGACAUCAGCUCUGCCUGCCCGCCAGGGAGCUGCUGGCUCGCACAGCUUCCAGGCUUUCUCAGCAGGCUGUCAGGUGGGGCUGGGGUCCAGCAGUGCCGCCUCCGGGGCUGCCCCUUCCUGGGCCGACGACCCAACAGCCGGGAAGAAGGCGACCCCUCCCCUCAGAUCACUUCCCUGGGAGCCGGGACAAACCAGCCGGAUUGGUCAUCUGCCUUAACGUGACGAUGUGGUUUGUAACUUACUGUCCAGCUGAACGCCGUCAUGUUCUGAGGGAAAAAACUACAAAUGACCUUCAAAUCUAUUAUUUUAAAAAUAUUUUGGUCAUUUUUAUGUACCUUUUAGGUUCAGGCAUUAUGGUUUAUGGUGGGGCGGGGGUAUUGUUUCCAGAGUAUAAAUAAACUCAUAUUGCUUAUAA